Colossoma macropomum (tambaqui) is the source of this 2678-nucleotide messenger RNA. RefSeq names its product guanine nucleotide binding protein (G protein), alpha activating activity polypeptide O, a (gene gnao1a). Lineage: Eukaryota; Metazoa; Chordata; Actinopteri; Characiformes; Serrasalmidae. The coding region runs from base 442 to 1506 and encodes 354 amino acids. The record is from RefSeq and is a predicted model, not a curated record. Gene Ontology annotation, biological process: G protein-coupled dopamine receptor signaling pathway; adenylate cyclase-modulating G protein-coupled receptor signaling pathway. Gene Ontology annotation, molecular function: GTPase activity; mu-type opioid receptor binding; GTP binding. Gene Ontology annotation, cellular component: heterotrimeric G-protein complex. The transcript is spliced from 8 exons.
UCUCUCCUCGCUGACCCUCCAUUGUGAGCAGAGCUAAACGAUGCUAGCAGCCGUCGCCGUCUUCGCCUCCACCGCCACUGCCGCCGCCCAGUAGAAACAGAGAGAGAGAUAGACCCCCUCCCUCCCCUUCACCGCCUUCCUCUGCCCGAGGAACCAGCGCCGCGACCGAGAGAGACGGAGACACGAGCCCGUUUACCGCUCCUUAUCUGCCAGGCUGUCGUUCUGCGGGAUUUUCUGGUUCUUUUAAUGCUCUAGCUAGUCGUCGUCAGGGAGCGAGAGUGAGAGAGCGAGAGAGAGAGCGAGUGAGAGAGAGAACGAGGGAGAGAGAGAGCGAGCUAGGACAAGGAUAGGGAAGAAAUCCUGAGGUAAAAUAAACCACGGAGUGCUUGCUUUUUUCUCGCCCCUCGGAGCUGAAAGAAAGAGCCUGUGGUCCGUCUAGUCAUGGGAUGUACACUGAGCGCCGAGGAGAGAGCGGCUCUGGACAGGAGCAAAGCCAUCGAGAAAAACCUGAAAGAGGACGGAAUCACUGCGGCGAAGGAUGUGAAAUUACUCCUGCUAGGAGCCGGGGAGUCUGGUAAAAGCACCAUCGUCAAACAGAUGAAGAUUAUCCACGAGGAUGGCUUCUCUGGAGAUGAUGUGAAGCAGUACAAGCCUGUGGUGUACAGUAACACCAUCCAGUCCCUGGCUGCCAUCGUCCGUGCUAUGGACACCCUAGGCCUGGAGUAUGGGGACAAGGAGCGCAAAGCUGAUGCAAAGAUGGUUUGUGAUGUCGUGAGUCGUAUGGAGGACACUGAACCCUACUCUCCUGAGCUCCUGACUGCCAUGAUGCGCCUGUGGGCCGACUCCGGCAUCCAAGAGUGCUUCAGCCGCGCCCGAGAGUACCAGCUCAACGAUUCCGCCCAAUAUUACCUAGAUAGUUUAGAUAGGAUUGGUGCUCCAGACUACCAGCCCACAGAGCAGGACAUUCUGAGAACCCGAGUGAAGACCACUGGGAUUGUAGAGACCCACUUCACCUUCAAGAACCUGCACUUCAGGCUGUUUGAUGUGGGAGGUCAAAGGUCAGAAAGGAAGAAGUGGAUCCACUGCUUUGAGGAUGUAACUGCCAUCAUCUUCUGUGUGGCUCUGAGUGGAUAUGACCAGGUGCUGCAUGAAGAUGAGACCACGAACCGCAUGCAUGAGUCCUUGAAGCUGUUCGACAGCAUCUGCAACAACAAAUGGUUCACAAGCACCUCCAUCAUUCUUUUCCUUAACAAGAAGGACAUAUUUGAGGAGAAAAUAAAGAAAUCGCCCUUAACUAUCUGCUUCCCUGAAUAUACAGGCCCAGGCACAUUCAUGGAGGCGGUGGCUUACAUCCAGUCGCAGUAUGAAAGCAAGAACAAGUCCUUCCACAAGGAGGUGUACGCUCACAUCACCUGCGCCACGGACACCAACAACAUCCAGUUUGUCUUCGACGCCGUCACUGAUGUCAUCAUCGCCAACAACCUGCGCUUCUGUGGCCUCUACUGACCCCGAUUAGCUGGAGAGCACAGCACCCACUGCACUGUUGUUGGAUAUUGUGUUGUUCCUGUGUUAUUCUUUUUGUCCACCUCUCCAGCAGUAGCUGACGGCAAUAGAGCUAAUGAGAGCUAAGCAGACAGCUUCUCCUGCAGUCAUAAUAAGAGGACAAGUUAAAUUUAAUCCAAAGAUCAGUGCCCAACUAUUGAUUAUGCCAUAAUGUGUUAGGUAUACAGCUGAAUUCUACAUUUGCCCCCUCAAUGGGCUGUUUUGAGCACAGCUUAAUUGAGCUGGCUUAGGGAUAGUUGUUGAACGAAUUUAAAUGCCAAGCUGUCCUCAUUCUGUAAGCACACUGUUUCUUGUCCCAAAAUCACAUCAGUCUUAAAUGAUUCCUUUUUUCUCUGAUCCAAAAGCCCAAAUGACCCCAUCAAAACAUAACAAUCAAAUCAUAGUGUCUGUAUUGGCGGAUAAAUCGCAUUCGUGCAGUACAAAGUAUGAAACACAUAAAGCCAUGUAGCAUUGCUUGCCUUAAAUGGCCGUUAUUGCUGUACCACUUGUAUAUGAUAGUCCUCCAAGCUGUCCGAUAUUUUGAGUGCCACAACAGAUAAGAUUUCAUGGGUAUUGUCAAGACUGGAAUGUUGAUGAAACCCUGUGGGUGACAUUUAAAUGGUAUUAAAGUUGUGCCCAACAGCUAAUGCCGUGAGCUAGUCCACUACUAAAAUAGUGCUGUCCCACUGUCAUGAACUCUGCGCUUCUCUGUGCUAUCAGAUUAUUAUGCGCAAUGGAAGUUUUCAGUCUAAAUACCUAGAACUUCGAGAUUAAUUAGUUAUCUCCAUUUUAACAGGAGUGAUAAAAUGAACACUUAAAACACUUUAUUAAAAAACUCUAAUUGCAAAACUUUAACGAAAUCUGGGGUCUUGUAGUAUUGGUGGUACGAUGGUGAUAUGUAUAAAUGUAUUACUUGGGUUCUGGAGUGAUUUUUUUUGUUGUUUUUUGACAGUAAAUUAUGGUGUGUAUAUAACUGUCUGAUUUUUUUUUUUCUGAAACAGUAAUUCCAUUUUGAUUUAAGCAGCAGAGAUAGUAGAUGCUACUUGAAACUGAAGAUUGGGUGGAAAUGGUUCCUAUUGCUGAUUCAAGACCAGUCGUUUUUCUCAAACUGAGAGUUGAUGUAGACUAGGCUAGAC